Molecule: messenger RNA, 4974 nt
Organism: Chroicocephalus ridibundus (black-headed gull)
Lineage: Eukaryota; Metazoa; Chordata; Aves; Charadriiformes; Laridae
Gene: SLC34A2
Product: solute carrier family 34 member 2
Exons: 12
Coding region: 1-2028 (675 amino acids)
Biological process (GO): sodium-dependent phosphate transport; intracellular phosphate ion homeostasis
Cellular component (GO): vesicle; brush border; apical plasma membrane
Molecular function (GO): sodium:phosphate symporter activity
Source: RefSeq, a predicted model, not a curated record
AUGGCUCCCUGGCCUGAGGUGGAAAAGCCUGAAACCAAUAACUAUAUUGGGGACUCUUCCAAACAAAACCAGAACAUGUCUGGGAAAGAAGGAGAAAAUCACAAAGGCAACGUGGCUUCCCUUGGAAAUAAAGGGGAAAUUCAACCGGCAUUUUCCACAAUAGCCUUGAUAGAUGAGACAAGGCCGGAAGAAGAGGACCCAUGGGCUCUGCCGGAACUGCAGGACACUGGGGUCAAGUGGUCAGAACUGGAUAGAAAAGGAAAAAUCAUUCGUGUACUCUACGGGAUAGGGAAGUUUAUUAUGCUCCUUGGAUUACUCUACAUGUUCGUGUGUUCUCUGGAUGUAUUGAGCUCUGCUUUUCAACUGGUAGGAGGUAAAGCAGCAGGGGACAUUUUUCAAGAUGAUUCAGUGCUGUCUAAUCCUGUUGCGGGACUGGUGAUUGGAGUUCUGGUGACCGUUAUGGUCCAGAGCUCCAGCACUUCUUCAUCCAUUGUGGUCAGCAUGGUGUCCUCCACACUGCUGACUGUUCGAUCAGCUAUUCCUAUCAUAAUGGGGGCAAACAUUGGCACCUCAGUUACAAACACGAUUGUGGCACUCAUGCAAGCCGGGGACAGGAAUGAAUUUAGAAGGGCCUUUGCUGGGGCAACAAUCCAUGAUUUCUUUAACUGGCUCGCUGUGUUUGUGCUGUUGCCCAUUGAAGUUAUUUCUGGCUAUCUUUACCAUCUCACCAAUGUUAUAGUUGAGUCCUUUCAUCUUGAAAGUGGUGAGGAUGCCCCUGAGCUACUAAAAGUUAUCACAGACCCCUUUACAAAGCUCAUCAUUGAGCUUGAUAAAUCAGUAAUAAAUGCAAUUGCUACAAACGAUGAAUCAGCAAAAAACAAAAGCCUGGUAAAGAUUUGGUGUGUAACUGAAACCAACGUGACACUGCAGAAUGUCACAAUUCCACCUUCAGAAAACUGCACAUCUCCUGACCUUUGCUGGACUGAAGGAAAUCUGACAUGGACCCUCAAGAAUGUAACUGAAACAAAUUAUAUCAGUAAAUGCCAGCAUCUCUUUGCAAACUCAGACCUGCCUGAUCUUGGCAUCGGUCUCAUCCUUCUGGCUUUGUCCCUGCUUGUUCUGUGCUCCUGUUUGGUCAUGAUCGUUAAGCUAUUAAACUCUGUGCUUAAAGGACAAGUGGCGAGUGUUAUCAAGAAGACAAUCAACACUGAUUUCCCAUUUCCUUUUACUUGGCUAGCUGGAUACUUGGCUAUGCUUGCAGGGGCUGGUAUGACCUUCGUGGUCCAAAGUAGUUCUGUUUUCACAUCUGCUAUUACACCCCUUGUUGGCAUUGGCGUUAUAAGCAUUGAGCGCUCUUAUCCCCUUACCUUAGGAGCUAACAUUGGCACAACCACAACAGCUAUACUUGCGGCUUUAGCGAGUCCAGGGAGUACGUUAAAAUAUUCAUUACAGAUUGCCUUGUGCCACUUUUUCUUCAAUAUCUCUGGGAUUCUUCUGUUUUACCCGCUACCUUUUACCCGGCUGCCAAUCCGCAUGUGCAAGACCUUGGGAAACAUAACAGCCAAGUACAGAUGGUUUGCUAUAUUUUAUCUUCUUGUCUGCUUCUUUCUUUUGCCUUUGUUUGUAUUUGGUCUGUCACUGGCAGGCUGGCCAGUCCUUUUGGGUGUUUGCCUUCCCCUGUUUGCUCUUUUUAUUGCUGUGAUUGUAAUUAAUAUUAUGCAGUCGAAGCGACCACAUUCACUGCCUGAGAAGCUCCAAAAUUGGGAUUUCCUACCCAUCUGGUUGCACUCCCUAGAGCCCUGGGACAAUAUCAUUAUGUCUUCGCUCGCCUUUUGUGGGAAACACUGCUGCGGCUUCUGCAAGUGCUGCAAAGUCAAUGCAGAACAGGAGGAUGCCAAAGACAAGCAGCUAAAAACUAUGGAGGUUUAUGAAAACACCAUUGCGAUGGCUGACGAAGAAAGAGGUGGAAGAAGGGCACCAUCUGUAGCUUGUGUUGAAAAAACAGGCACAAACAACACGGCCUUAUAGUAGCGGAUCAACCCCCAUUAGCAGAGAUACAGCAUAGGACAGUCAGGCUCUUGAAAACCACCUUGGGCAAUGCACUGAGGACAGAGGGAACAUUUUGUUAGGUUCCUGCAGCCAGUGAUAUAUCACUCAUCGAGGAAUGGAGUCAAACACGCUUGACAGAGUCCCUAGAAAAUCUAUCAAUCAGUUGAAAAGCUAAUGACAGCUUUGCUUACAGAGGAUGUACUAUGCGGUAUCUUCAUCCAAUGCUAUCAGUAGCAAACAAAAGAAAUCCUGAUGUAGUCCCACGAAGAGGGGGAUGAAAAGAGUGAAGAUCAAUUCAAACUUAAUUAAAAAGCAAACAAACAAUGCAUCUGUAGAACAGCCUUUCUGACCUACCGGCUUAUUCAGCGGAAGUUACUUUAUAAUACUUAAAAAGCUCUGGAAAUGGAAAAAAAUGUGUAAAAAAAAAAAAAAGAAUCCUAAUGUUUUCGUUGGCCUGUUUCCAGUGGUCAAAGUGGAAAAUAGUAGUUUUCCCAAUACAGACAAAAUCUAUUAUAUGUAUGUGAAGGAAACUGAAAUGCUGGGACAUCCUUCAGAAGCUCUGGGAGUCCUGCUCUGGCAUAAGGGUAUGUAUAAGCCCAUUUUGAGCCCUCUUUGUCUCCUUUAACACCGGGGACGGGAGUUAUAAUUUUUAUUAUAUCAAGCUAAAGGCCGUAAAAGUAACUGCUGAUCCCGCUGCCUGAUGAAGGUUAAACUCUGUGUUUGGAGACACUGAGUAGCUACCAAAGGGCUUGAUGGACCCAGGAUGUGGCUGUGUGGCCAUUCCUCUCUCUAGAUGGUCCUCCCCAGUUCUGUUCACCAUGUAACCCUGCAAUCAGAAGAGUGGCGCAGGAGGGAGGACAAGUGGUAAGUGCAGGGGGGGAGGCAGCUGCCCAUGCCUGGGCUGAUGCCAGGAGAUCUGUGUCUCCGUUUGGCUGAGCCACAAAAUGACCUUUCCGAAUAGUGGUGGAGACUGGCUUCAGAGCAACAAAAGAGGGAAACUGGAGAACAGCUUAUGGCUAGCGUGGGACAUAUAGCAACGUUUAGUGGAGGGACAGGAGUGUUCACUCUGCACCAUCACUUUGUGCUCUGAACCACCCUCCUUGGAAAUAAUGUGAAUUUUACUGGCACUUGUAUGUAGCAAUCCAAAUCCCAAAUAAAAUCCGUAGGUAGUGUAGUCACGACCAUGUGUAGACAAUCCACAGGUAGUGUAGCACUUGGUGGGAAGCUGCUUGUGCUCAAAUCUUACCAUUAUUGAUGCUUUAGUAAAUGUUCGUGAGGCUGCUCUGAGUCAUGGGCUGGAAAAAGUCAUGAUUUCAAUGUCAGAAAAAGAGCAUUUCAAAGAUAUGCUGAUUACUUCUGCUGGCCUUCAAUAGCUUAGAUAUCAGUGAGUAUGGCAUAAUAUCUGAAAUCCAACCACUAACGUUAAAAAAAUAAUUAGGUGUCUGAGUGUAGGCCAAGCGUCAGUUAAAGCAAGUUUACAUGGCUGAGUUGUAGGCUAAAUUUGUAAUGGAAAUGCUGAGAAGACCCUUAGUUUAAGAUAGCCACUCAGCGCUGCUAGAGUACAGUGACUUAUCAACAGUUGUUGGGUUUCUGCAGAGCUCUGGAAUCCAGUAGAUUGAAUUUGGCUAUCAGGUAAAUACAUACAUUUUAAAAGUGAAAAUUGUUUUAAUUUACUUUUUUAAACAGACAUUUCAAUGGGCAAACUAUGUUGCUGAAAAUGUGUUUGCAAAUUGCAUUCCUACUGAGAUUCCAACUGUUUCUGUAGUUGGGAGCCAGUGACAAAGUAGUUAGAAUCAGAGUGAAUUUCCAAAAACUUUCCAAAAACAAAUUUCCAAAAGUUUUGGUGUAAUUCUGCUCUUUUGUGGUUUAGUAGCAGAGAACAGGGUUAUGCCAAACUAUUAUUUUAAAAAUUAUUCUCCUUGUCCUUCCUAUAGUUGAAACAGAUUUUGUCAGUAUCUCAUUUUUAAAGUGGAAUUUUGAUAUCUUCAAUAAUUCUUUGUUUUGUUCUCACAGUUCUGGAUGCUUCCAGAUUCUGUUUCUUUAAAUCCCAGCGUGCAUUUCCCAUGCUCUGUUUCUUUGCGAAAAAUAGGAGAAAAAUAUUCAGGAUUCUUUCCAAGUUAUCUCAAGUUUCCAUUGACCACCCAUUGAAACAGGAAACACUUUAAUCUACUUUUACUCAUUUCUUAAGCAACGUGCACCUUGUUCUGCAUCUCGAGGCAAAACCAUCAGGCAUGGUGAUAAUAACUGUGGGAAAGCAGUUCCUACAAAAGAAUCAGGGUAAUAAUUAAUUAUUACUUUAUCAGUACUUUACGGUUCCUCAUUGUAACAUUUCCCCUGUGAUCUAUUCAGUUCUUACUCUCCUCUCCUUGCUCCAGGUGACACUGGGCCAUUGUUUUAGGCAGAUUCUGACAAAAGACUUCCGUUUAACACUUGACAGCACAACAUGUCCUGGCAUAUUUCCCCCCCCUACUUUUACCAAAAGAUAUUUACACUUUAUUUAUAAUUAUUUGAGUGUACAGAAUUUUUCGUAAGUUAUACAGAAAAAGGCUCAUGAUUGUGUUAUAUAUUACAUAUUUGAAAGCUAUGCAAUGUUUAUCUAUAAAAAUGUAAAAAGGAACUACUGUAUAUUUUGUAAUAUAACUUUUCAAAUCGUUUGUAACUGUGUAUACUGAGUAUUAUGGAGGCUGUUGGCUCCAUCAGUAGGUUACGUAAAGAUUGUUAGCAAUGCAGAGACAGAUUUCUCAAAGUAAGGAUGAAAAACACCUACGUACUUUCAUAAUAUGGCUUAAUGCACAAAGAUAUAAAACUCUACUUUUCUAAAAGAUUUGAAUUUUUCUGUAAUGAGGAAUUUUGGAAAUACAAGGUUUCUAAAAUACUUUUGUAAACUCUUCAACACUGUACCUUUUAACUGUUUUGAGGGCAGUA